AGUGUCGUGCUCUCCUCGGUAGGGGAGGAAUUGGUUAGGCGGCGGCGGCGGCUGUAGGGGAGCAGCGGCAGUGGUGGCGACGGCGAGGAGGUGUUCGGUUUGCGCAGCGUAGAAACGCCCGCAGCUUCAGAGAAGGAGUUCUUGUGGAACCAAAUUAGGCAUUCUGAACCCACGCCGGCUUAGCUGGGCCGAGUCCAGGCGCUGCCGCACGUACAGUUUUGGUGGCGGUGACAGACACUGCUCUUGACUCUAGGGGCCUAUUAGGCCGACGUCUGAGGCGCAGAUCGCUGGCUCUCGACGCAUUACUCUUUACGCCUUACAUUUCUGUCUUCCUUCCUGGGUCAGUGAUUCCCGGACCCUGGAAGAGAAGAGGGUGGCUAAUGAUUAAGGUGAGGGGAACAGGGGGGAGGGGAUCCAUUGGAGGCCGCGCGUGCGCGCAACGGGGGAGGGGCCGGCCUGGAGGGGAGAAAGAGGAAGGGCUGCGGCCGCGGAAGGCUGGGGUCGGCGACCGGCCGGUUAACUCUGGCUCGGUGGUGACUUAGGGUCUGGGUCUCCGCAGACGAUUUGUGUUUGGGCAAGGCAUUCGUCUACCGACACACCCACAGCCUACAGUGAGGGAGUGUGGGUGAGGGGAUUUCUCUCCCACUUCCGACUGUCCCUAGAGUCUCAGGAUGGGGGCUGAGGACCGAGGCGUGGGAGUGCGAUUUGACAAUGGAGUGAUGAAGGUAACCCGGACCCGGGGAGUUGGAGGGCGCUAAGUCAGCCCUGACGGCUAGGGAGUCGCCUGCUGCUGCUGUGAUCAAGGAAACGUAGUCCGCGGAACAGCUGAAAUACAGACGCGUCAGAUUUUGUAUGGAGUUGGCUUGUUGGUCAUUUAAAAAGAAGCUGAUGUUUUUACUAUUGUCCUUGGAUAAUUUAUCAGAGUCAGUGUCAGUGCUAUAGUGGGAAUAUCUGUUCAGUGCAGCAGAAAUAGAUUUGUUACAACAGUUCUUAAAUAGGUUAUAGUAGAUAGAUCUUUACAGAUGGGUAUUUCUCAACCUAAGUUUUGAUUAUUCAAAAAAUACCAGAAAGUAUGAGGUAUUCAUUUAAUUUGUUCGUGUGUGUAGUGUGGGGUGACUCCAUUGUGUUGUUGUAAGCUUUCCUGUUUCUUGAUUUAUGUGCGGCAUUAAUUUAGAAUUCUCUUGAAUGGUAAGAUGCCAGCUGACAUAGACUACGUUUUGUAGGAUUUCCUGUAGCUUUUGAAUGUGACUUAAUCUAAACUUUAUUUCAUUUGGUAUUUUAUCUGUAAUUUUCUUGUUUUAGGGGCCUCUUGAACUAAAAAGAACAAACUGGGAAAAACAUAAGCUAAGGUUCCAUUUCCUUUCCCAUUUUUGUUGUGUGUGUAUGUGAUGCUUGUAAAUGCUUGAAUGUGAUUUUGAGAUUACCAUACACAAGUUCUGUAACGCUGGACUCAGCUUUAUUACAGUAAAGAUACACCUUUUGAUAGUUUGUUACUAUGUGUAUUUUUGUAAAAAUCUUCAUGUCAAUAUAAGCCACAUUGUGUCACCCUAGUCUGGUUAUAUUUGUGAGGUGAAACAGAUGGAUAAGAAGGAAGCCCUUUUACUUUUACAAUCAUUUUAAAUUGAUUUUUUUUAAAGCCUUGAUUUAUCUUAUUUUGGACACUUUCUUGCCAUUUAACCUUGGACAAAUGACUUUAUCAUCUCUCUCCUGCUCAUUUGUUUGUGACCAAAGAUUCACAAUAGUAUUCUAAGAAUUGGUGAGGGUGUUUAUAAAUCUAAAUAAUAUUUUAGGAAAAAGUAGGAAGAAUGAGUCUCCUUGUUUAUCACGGGUGCUAUAUCAUGUGCAGAUCCUUCUGUCACUUUUUAACUUUUGUUUGGUGUCUGUUGGCCACUUGUUUGCUAGUUAUUUCACCAGACAUAGAACUGGUUUUUAAAGAAAGGUAUAAACAAAGUGACUUCAUUUUGGUGAAAAAUGCAUUACAGCAGAGGUUACACCUUAACGAAUUUCACUUUGGUACUCCAUUUCUACAGAUUAUUGAGAGAGAGCUAUUGUGAUGUUUAAGAGAAAAGCACCUUGCUUGUAUAAAGCUAAGGUGCAGUCAUUUAGCAGAUACUCCUAGUUAUUUUACUUUAAAAUAAAAAAUAUAAAGGAAACUAAUUGAAUCAAACCAUUUAGAUUUUUAGAUGUUUCCUUCUUUUUUUUUUUUGUUAUAGUUUAAAGAGAGGUUUCUGUAUCAUGCUUUACUUGAGGCAUACUUAUGUGCCCUUCUUUUGACUUUUUCUCCCCUUUUGGGCCAAGACUUCAGUAGGAAAUAAAAGAGACCAUCUGAAAAAUGAUAGCAGUUAAAAUAUGUUAUAACUUGACAUUACCGUUCUAUGGGUAACGUUAUCUUAUGAAAUAAUAGAGGGCUAAGGACAGGAGAUCUAGAUUUUAAAUCUAUCUUUGCUUGCUAUACAUUAGAUCUCCGAGUUUAUUGUUAACCCUCCUUGGGCUUCAGGUCUCUCUUUAAAUGAGAAUUGUAGAAUAGAUAACUUUGGUUUUCUUUAGGUCCCAAAUUUAAUGGUUUGUAUAUCUAGUUAGGUUUUUGGUAUUCAUUGUUGUGUUUGUCGUAAUUGAAUCCCCAGAAAGAAAUGCUGUACAAAAAGCAUCAAUUCCCUCAUGAAAUGUGUAUGUGUAAAACCUGUCAUGAAACUGUGGGCCAGGCGUGGUGGCUCACUCCUGUAAUCCCAGCACUUUGGGAGGCCAAGGCGGGCGAAUCACUUGAGGUGACCAGUCUGGCCAAAAUGGUGAAACCCCAUCUCUACUGAAAAUACAAAAAAUUAGCCGAGCUUAGUGGUGUGUGCCUGUAGUCCCAGCUGCCUGGGAAGCUGAGGCAGGAGAAUGGCUUGAACCUCGGAGGCGGAGGUUGCAGUAAGCGGAGAUCGUGCCACUCACUGCACUCCAGCUUGGGCGACAGAGCGAGACUGUUUCUCAAAACAAACAAACAAAAAAACUAUGAUUGUUGUUCCACAUAUUAUUGCUAUUGUUGUCCCAUUGUAGAUAUUAAUUACUGAAGCUUUAAUAGCUUUCAGAUGGUACUAAAAAUGAAAUUUUUUUAUUACUCCUGGUAACAUUUUAAAAAUCAUCUGGAAUAAUUUGUUUUUCUUUCAGAAACCUGUAAUUAUUGUUCAGUAAAAGUCCACAAUUACAUUUGAAUGUCUUAUACCUCUGUUUGUUUCUUUCCUACGUCCUACAGAUUCUUGGUAACAGCUGGCCCAGGUUUCUACAGAUGCUUGGGAUGGAAGAAGUUUGAGUGACCUAUCCUGUGUUUAUCCUCCUUGCCGUAGCUGAGUUGAUCUUUUUGAAACCCUCUUCCCAGACUCUUGGAUUUAUUUAUUUUAUUCCAGUGUGAAUGCAUGUUUUUUCCCCCAUAGAUGGCAGUUCUGGAUUAGCACUUUUAAGGCUUUCCUUAAAGUUUCCCAUGUCUCAAUGGACUCCUGAAUAUAACGAGCUCUACACCUUAAAAGUGGAUAUGAAGAGUGAGAUUCCUUCUGAUGCACCAAAGACACAGGAGAGUCUGAAAGGGAUCCUUUUGCAUCCAGAGCCCAUUGGGGCAGCCAAAAGUUUUCCUGCGGGAGUUGAGAUGAUUAAUAGUAAAGUGGGGAAUGAAUUCUCUCACCUGUGUGAUGAUUCUCAAAAGCAAGAGAAGGACAUGAAUGGUAACCAGCAAGAACAAGAAAAAAGUCUCGUUGUGAGGAAAAAACGCAAAAGCCAGCAGGCUGGCCCUUCGUAUGUGCAGAAUUGUGUUAAAGAAAACCAGGGAAUUUUAGGACUGAGGCAACACCUAGGGAUACCAAGUGAUGAAGAUAAUGAUUCCUCUUUUAGUGAUUGUCUUUCUUCUCCUUCAUCUAGUCUGCAUUUUGGAGAUUCUGAUACUGUGACUUCAGAUGAGGAUAAAGAAGUCUCUGUAAGACAUUCCCAGACCAUUUUGAAUGCUAAAAGUAGAAGCCAUAGUGCACGGUCUCAUAAGUGGCCUCGGACUGAGACAGAAUCUGUAUCGGGAUUGUUAAUGAAAAGACCCUGUUUACAUGGCAGUUCGUUACGGAGACUUCCAUGCAGAAAGAGAUUUGUAAAAAAUAAUUCCUCACAGAGGACACAGAAACAAAAAGAGAGGAUAUUAAUGCAGAGGAAGAAACGAGAAGUGUUAGCUCGAAGAAAAUAUGCCUUGCUACCUAGUUCUAGUAGUUCCAGUGAGAAUGACCUCAGCAGUGAAUCCUCUUCUAGCUCAUCAACUGAAGGAGAAGAAGAUUUGUUUGUUUCUGCCAGUGAAAACCACCAAAACAAUCCAGCUGUUCCCUCAGGAAGUAUUGAUGAAGAUGUUGUGGUGAUAGAAGCUUCCUCCACUCCCCAGGUUACUGCCAAUGAAGAAAUUAAUGUUACCUCAACUGACAGUGAAGUGGAGAUUGUAACAGUUGGAGAAAGCUAUCGGUCUCGUUCAACGCUUGGACACUCCAGAUCUCAUUGGAGCCAGGGUUCAAGUUCUCAUGCAAGUCGGCCACAGGAGCCACGGAACCGCAGUAGGAUUUCUACUGUUAUACAGCCCUUGAGGCAGAAUGCAGCAGAAGUUGUGGACCUUACCGUUGAUGAAGAUGAACCUACUGUAGUACCAACCACUUCUGCAAGAAUGGAAUCACAGGCUACUAGCGCUUCCAUUAACAAUUCAAAUCCAUCUACCUCUGAGCAGGCCUCUGAUACUGCUUCAGCUGUCACCAGUAGCCAACCUUCCACAGUGUCAGAGACUUCAGCUACUCUUACAAGCAAUAGUACCACUGGCACUUCUAUAGGAGAUGACUCAAGGAGAACUACAUCUAGUGCUGUAACGGAAACUGGCCCUCCUGCAAUGCCAAGGUUACCUUCCUGCUGUCCCCAGCACUCACCAUGUGGAGGGUCGUCACAGAACCACCAUGCAUUAGGACAUCCUCAUACAAGUUGCUUUCAGCAGCAUGGUCACCAUUUUCAACAUCAUCACCACCACCACCAUACUCCCCACCCAGCUGUCCCAGUUUCUCCUUCCUUUAGUGAUCCUGCUUGCCCUGUGGAAAGACCUCCACAAGUACAAGCACCUUGUGGAGCAAAUAGUAGUUCUGGUACCAGCUAUCAUGAACAGCAGGCAUUGCCAGUAGACCUGAGCAACAGUGGUAUCAGAAGUCAUGGAAGUGGCAGUUUUCAUGGAGCAUCUGCAUUUGACCCCUGCUGCCCUGUUUCUUCCUCCCGAGCUGCAAUCUUUGGCCAUCAGGCCGCUGCUGCUGCCCCAAGUCAACCUUUAUCAUCAAUAGAUGGCUAUGGAUCAAGCAUGGUUGCGCAGCCGCAGCCCCAGCCCCCUCCACAGCCCUCUCUCUCAUCAUGUCGACAUUACAUGCCACCCCCUUAUGCCUCUUUGACAAGGCCACUUCAUCAUCAAGCUUCUGCCUGCCCGCAUUCUCAUGGAAACCCCCCUCCUCAGACUCAGCCUCCGCCUCAAGUGGAUUAUGUUAUUCCUCAUCCUGUACAUGCUUUCCAUUCUCAAAUAUCUUCUCAUGCAACAUCUCAUCCUGUGGCACCCCCACCACCAACUCACUUAGCCAGUACAGCUGCACCAAUCCCUCAGCAUCUUCCUCCUACACACCAGCCAAUUUCGCACCAUAUUCCAGCCACAGCACCUCCAGCACAGAGACUGCAUCCUCAUGAAGUGAUGCAGAGGAUGGAAGUUCAAAGGAGGAGGAUGAUGCAGCAUCCAACUGGUCUUUUUGUGUUCUGUGUUUCCAGGCGGGCACAUGAACGCCCCCCACCCCAUCCACAUAGGAUGCACCCAAACUAUGGUCAUGGGCAUCAUAUUCAUGUGCCUCAGACUAUGUCCUCACAUCCUCGACAGGCUCCAGAGAGGUCUGCCUGGGAACUGGGAAUUGAAGCUGGAGUGACUGCAGCUACUUAUACACCUGGUGCAUUGCAUCCUCACUUGGCCCAUUAUCACGCACCUCCUCGACUUCAUCACUUACAAUUAGGAGCUCUUCCUUUAAUGGUUCCUGAUAUGGCAGGCUAUCCUCACAUCCGUUACAUUUCAUCAGGAUUGGAUGGAACAUCAUUCAGAGGUCCUUUCAGGGGCAAUUUUGAGGAACUGAUUCAUUUGGAAGAAAGAUUAGGAAAUGUCAAUCGUGGAGCAUCCCAGGGGACAAUUGAAAGAUGUACAUAUCCACAUAAAUACAAAAAGAGGAAACUGCACUGCAAACAAGAUGGGGAAGAAGGGACUGAGGAAGACACAGAGGAAAAAUGUACUAUCUGUUUGUCUAUUUUAGAGGAAGGUGAAGAUGUGAGACGUCUUCCAUGUAUGCACCUUUUCCACCAAGUGUGUGUUGACCAAUGGUUGAUUACCAAUAAGAAGUGCCCCAUAUGCAGAGUGGACAUUGAGGCCCAGCUGCCAAGUGAAAGUUGACACCAUGUUUCAGAACUCUUGCCCUCCCUCUCAUUCCCAUCCUUCCUGGUACUGCAGUCAACCAAAGAUGGCAUGACUUACCUGCGCAGAUUUGGAAGCAUUGAACUUAGAGUGCUGGCUCUGCUAUAUGGUACAACUAAUGCUAGACCUACAGUUUAUGUAUACAGUUGAUUUUGAUGUAUUUAUAAAAGCUUUUUUUUCUAGAUUUGACAUUUUUCUGUAUCAUUUUACUGUAUUUUUGCAUGGUUCCUUGUAUUGCAUUUCUUUGCACAUAUUAUGGGCUUGUGACCCUAAACUUGCAGGCAAGGUUAGCUGCUUUAGUAAGUAGAAUUUUGUGGUCUUUUUGUUUUUUACAUAGUACCAAGCCUUGAUAAUUAUGAAUUUUUUAUCCAUUACUAACCUUUAAUUUAAUCAAUCAUGUACUUUAGUUUAAUGUAUAAAGAUCCUCUAGAAAAUGAUAAUAUUGUGUAUUAAGACAUUCCUUAAUUAGGACAAAAUGGCUGCUGUAUAUUUACUAUAUGGAGUUCUGAGUUAAAUACCAUCCUUAAUACUGGGAACAGAAUACAACCCAUAUAAAUCAGAUGCAGGUGGUAGUCACAUCACCAGAGUGAUCAGUAUAAAUUUUCUUGGUGUAUCCUUUUCCUUUCAACACAGUGCAGAUAAGAGUUGAAUAUUGAUAUCAUACAUUUAGACUGCUGUUCUGAUUGCAUUCAUCUUUUGCCUACAUCAUUUAGAAUUUUAUUUCCCUGAUUCAGUUUUUGCUGCUGUGAAACAGCUCUGAUGAACACUAAAUAUUAAUUUCAAUUAGCUAGAUUGUACAUACUUGCAGAUUUAACAAAAUUUUAGGGAAAUUGAAAAAGACAUGUAGAAUUUGUUGUCUUCUGCUAAGCACGAAAAGUUAAGAUAUCUGCUUACAUUGAUUUUGUAGACACAUUAAGUCAAGAUUUGGAAUUUAAGUCACUGGCAGGUAUCUGUGCAUUCAUAGAACUUAUAAAGGUCCCAGGAUCACUUUUAAGGGAUUUUUAUUAGUUUAAAGAUAAAUAAAGUCAGCUGAAUCUACAUGUCUCUUGUUUUAUUUCUCUCUAAACUUGAAAACAGUAAAUCUGCAGAUACUGUGAGGCACAAAUUAUACUGUCAACCUACUGUUGCUAUGGUUAUAUACUCCCACUUCAUACAUUACCAAGAGUCGAUCACUGAUUUAAAAUUUUUAAUUUCUAUAGUUAAGAUUUACUGCAUAAUAUAGAAUAUAAAGUUAAGUUAACAUACUAACAUUUCUCCUUUGGAGGAAGUUUUAAUCUACUUCAGGAUGCAUAUUAUUAUCAAGAUACUUUCAUAUACAGGAUAGCCUAAUUUUAUUUGUUUAAAUAUGCUUAAUAUGCCCCAGAUUGCAAAUGCAUCUAGUCAGUAAUAUCACUGUCUGUAUGUGGAGGACAUGUUCCCAUGGAUCAUAUGUGAAGAUGUCAAUAAGCUUGCAUUAAGCCACCUGCUUUGUAAGUGGAUUGAUUAAUAAAUAACUUAUAUUUCUAUUGUC
Messenger RNA from Pan troglodytes (chimpanzee), 7979 nucleotides. RefSeq names its product ring finger protein 111 (gene RNF111). The record is from RefSeq and is a predicted model, not a curated record. The transcript is spliced from 15 exons. NCBI's taxonomy places the organism in Eukaryota, Metazoa, Chordata, Mammalia, Primates, Hominidae. Bases 3392 to 6448 code for a protein of 1018 amino acids.